Messenger RNA from Lotus japonicus, 2163 nucleotides. RefSeq lists its product as uncharacterized. The transcript is spliced from 6 exons. The coding region runs from base 1 to 2163 and encodes 720 amino acids. NCBI's taxonomy places the organism in Eukaryota, Viridiplantae, Streptophyta, Magnoliopsida, Fabales, Fabaceae. The record is from RefSeq and is a predicted model, not a curated record.
AUGUGUAUGAAAAGAGAGUUCAUGUUCCUAACCAUUAUAAUUCCUGGGCCUUCUGCUCCAAAAAAAAGUAUUGAUGUGUAUUUGCGCCCCCUUAUAGAUGAACUGAAAAUGUUGUGGGAGGAUGGAGUUAUGACUUAUGAUGUCUCCUUGAAGCAAAACUUUUUGAUGAAGGCGGCUGUGAUGUGGACAAUCAAUGACUUUCCUGCGUAUGGUAUGUUAAGUGGUUGGAUGACAAUGGGAAAACUUGCUUGCCCGGUUUGUAUGGAGCGCUCUAAGGCAUUUUCUCUUGCAUAUAGUCGGAAGGUCUCUUGGUUUGACUGUCAUCGCCGAUUUUUACCAGAAGAUCAUGAAUACAGGACAUGUAAGAAGAAAUUUACAAAAGGUAAAGGUGAGACCUCAACUACUCCACGAAGGUUGACGGGUGAAGAAGUGUGGGAAAGAGUUAGACAUUUACCGAGUGUGGAGGAAUCAAAGGAAGAUCAUUCACAAGGAUAUGGGGUAGAGCAUCAUUGGACUAAACGAAGUAUAUUUUGGGAAUUGCCAUAUUGGAAAACUCUUCUACUCCCACAUAAUAUUGAUGUAAUGCACACUGAAAGAAAUGUUUUUCUCAAUAUUUUGUACACUGUAAUGGACACCAAAGGGAAAACAAAGGAUACCUUCAAGUCUAGGAAGGACUUGGAAGAAUAUUGUAUGCGUGGAGGUUUAGAAGUACAACAAACUGAGAAUGGCAACUUUUUGAAACCAAAGGCACAAUAUGCAUUAACCAAACAACAAAGACUAAGUGUUUGUGAAUGGGUUUCAGAUCUUAAGCUUCCAGAUGGUUAUGUUUCCAAUUUGGCCAGAUGUGUUGAUAGGAGUGAAGCAAAGUUGUCUGGCAUGAAGAGUCACGAUUGCCAUAGAGAAAUUACUUCAUCAUUGUUGAUGGAAAGUAAAUUGCACAUUAUGGAGGAAAACAUUCCAAUAAUUCUGUGCAAAUUAGAGCAAAUAUUUCCCCCAAGUUUCUUUGACUCAAUGGAACACCUCCCAAUUCAUUUGGCAUAUGAAGCAAGAGUCAGAGGUCCUGUCCAGUACAGAUGGAUGUAUCCGUUUGAGAGGUUUAUACGAACAUUAAAACAAAAGGUAACAAACAAGGCUCAUGUAGAAGGCUCAAUUGCCAAAGCGUAUUUGCUGGAAGAGAUGUCUACAUUUGCUUCAUAUUAUUAUCCUUCUGAUGUUCCAUCAAGGAGAACAAGGGUGCCACGGAAUGAUGGAGAAGGCUCAUCUGAGAAUCCGCCAUUGUCUAUUUUUAAUCAUCCAGGUCGUAGUUAUGGAAAAUGCAUCACAUCUACCUUGAAUGAUAAGGAAAUGGAAGCUGGACAUUUGUAUAUUUUGUUGAAUUGUCCUGAGGUGGUACCUUACAUCAACAUAUACUCAGAUCUUCUACGAGAACUAGAUCUAGAGAUAAAUGAUGAAGACUUGGACAAACAAAUUUCCAUGAGGUUUCCUACUUGGUUGAAAUCAUAUGUGCUUGACUCAAGAAAUCAAAUUGAUGAUGUGCUUUUGAAGAGUUUGGCAUGGGGUCCUCUUAAAAAUGUCAAGAAGUGGCGUAAUUAUAUUAUUAAUGGAUACAAGUUUGUCACAAAAUCACAAAAUGAAGGAAUGAGUACGACAGAUUAUGGUGUAUGUGUUAGAUGUGGGGAAAAUGAUUCAGUGGACAAUGAUUAUUAUGGGAUGUUAAUUGACAUUGUUGAGUUGGAGUACACUGGUAGCCCUACUAAGAAGGUGGUUUUAUUUCAGUGUGAUUGGAGAUACCCAAGUUAUGAUCCAUUCAUACUAGCUCAACAAGCAGAGCAAGUGCAUUUUUCAUCCUAUCCUGAAGGGCAACAAAGCUGGCUAGCUGUUAUAAAAACCAAGGCGCGUAAUGCCAUUCAAUUUUUGGGGAAAAAUAAACCUGAUGAUGCUUAUCAAGAUGAUGAUGUACAAGAAAUGCCCACAAUGGUUGCAAAUGACGAUCUUGAGGAAAUUCUUGUUGGCAUAGCUGAUGAAGGAGAAGAAUUACCAUGGAACCAAAUGGAUUUGAAAGAUUUAGAAGAAGAUGAAGAAGAAAUUGAAUACUCAACAAGUAGUGAAGAAGAGGAAGAACUUAUAGAAGAAGAUGGGAAUUCCGACUCUAACAUGGAGUAG